This is a messenger RNA of Camelina sativa (false flax), 2650 nucleotides long. Its product is annotated as cellulose synthase-like protein B6. Lineage: Eukaryota; Viridiplantae; Streptophyta; Magnoliopsida; Brassicales; Brassicaceae. Gene Ontology annotation, cellular component: membrane. Gene Ontology annotation, molecular function: cellulose synthase (UDP-forming) activity. Gene Ontology annotation, biological process: cellulose biosynthetic process. The record is from RefSeq and is a predicted model, not a curated record.
UCCGUAAACAGCAAGAAAGCUCACAAGCAAGCUCCUCCAAUGGCGGAUUCAAACUCUUCUCUCCUUUUUCUUAGCGAAAAGAUAUCACACAAAAGCUAUGUUUUGAGAAUUGUGGAUCUCACGAUUCUCGGCCUUCUUUUUUCUCUUCUCUUAUACCGAAUCUUACAUAUGAGCCAAAAUGAUAAUGUUUGGCUUGUGGCUUUCCUCUGUGAAUCUAUUUUCUCAUUCAUAUGGCUGAUUAUUACCUGCAUAAAAUGGAGCCCUGCUGAAGAUAAACCCUAUCCAAAUAGACUUGAUGAAAGGGUUCAUGACCUUCCUUCAGUAGAUAUGUUCGUUCCCACGGCAGAUCCCGUUAGGGAGCCGCCAAUUAUUGUUGUGAACACUGUGCUCUCGCUGUUAGCUCUGAAUUAUCCAGCGAAUAAACUAGCGUGUUAUGUAUCAGACGAUGGAUGUUCACCUCACACUUUCUUCUCACUUAGGGAAGCUUCUAAGUUCGCCCAAAUUUGGGUUCCCUUCUGCAAGAAAUACAACGUCAGAGUUAGAGCUCCUUUUAGAUAUUUCUUAAACCCUCUGGUCGUAACAGAUGAUUCAGUAUUCAUUAAAGACUGGGAAAUGACGAAGAGGGAGUAUGAGAAGCUAUGCAGAAAAAUUGAAAAUGCCACAGAAGAUCCCCAUUGUUUGGAUGCAGAUGAUGAUUUUGAGGCUUUCUCAAACACAAAACCAAAUGAUCAUUCAACUAUAGUUAAGGUGGUAUGGGAGAACAAGGCAGGCGUGGGAGACGAGAAAGAAGUCCCUCAUCUUGUAUACAUUUCAAGAGAGAAAAGACCCAAUUGCCUUCAUCAUUACAAAACUGGAGCCAUGAACUUUCUGUUAAGAGUGUCAGGGUUGAUGACAAAUGCACCAUACAUGUUGAACGUAGACUGUGACAUGUAUGCCAAUGAAGCAGAUGUGGUGCGACAAGCAAUGUGUGUGUUUUUACAAAACGCAAAGAAUUCAAACAAUUGCGCUUUCGUUCAAUUCCCUCAAGAGUUCUAUGAUUCUUACGCCAGCGAAUUCUCCGUCCUACAAUCGUAUUUAGGACGAGGAGUUGGGGGAAUCCAAGGACCGAUAUAUUGUGGCUCUGGAUGUUUCCAUAUUAGAAGAGUUAUGUACGGAUUAUCAACGGACGAUUUAAAAGACAAUGGAAGUCUUUCUUCACUUGCUACAAGUGAGUUUUUGGCUGAGGAAAGUCUAGUGAGGAAAUAUGGGACCUCUAAAGAGCUCCUGAAAUCGGUGACGGAUGCAUUACAAAGAAAAUCAAAUCCCCAAAGUAGCCUUACAAACUUCAUUGAAGCGGCUCAAGAAGUGGGGCAUUGUCACUACGAGUACAAUACCAGUUGGGGCAACCUUGGUUGGUUAUACGGUUCAGUGGGAGAUGAUAUAAAGACAAGUAUUGAAAUCCAUAUGAAAGGAUGGACUAGCUCAUUCAUUUCUCCGGAUCCACCUGCGUUUCUUGGAUCUACGCCAUCGGUAGGACUAGAGACGAUAGUCCAACAGCGACGGUGGGCUACAGGAGCGACUGAAGUCCUUUUUAGCAAACAAAGCCCGUUGAUCGGUUUUCGCCGGAAAAUAAUAUUCCGACAACGGUUAGCUUAUUUUUGGAUUCUCAUGUGUAUAAGGUCAACCCCUGAGCUCAUUUAUUGUCUCUUGCCUGCUUAUUGCCUACUCCACAACUCUACCCUAUUUCCCAAGGGACCUUGUCUAGGCAUAAUAGUGACACUUGUUGGGAUGCAUUGUCUCAACAGUCUAUGGCAAUUCAUGAAACUUGGUUUUUCGGUACAAUCAUGGUAUGUCUCCCAAUCACUUUGGAGAAUAAUAGCCACUAGCAGUUGGUUAUUUAGCAUUCAAGAUAUCAUACUCAAGCUUUUUGGAAUCUCGGAAGUAGGGUUUGUAAUCGCUAAAAAGACUAUGCCUGAUUCCAAAUCAGUAGAUGGGUCUAAACCAUCACAAGGAGAAGAUGAUGGGCCAAAAUCAGACUUAGGCAAAUUUGAAUUUGAUAGCUCGUGUCAUUUCAUUCCCGGCACAUUUAUUAUGUUGGUGAAUCUUGCCGCUCUAGCUGAGUUUUUGGUUCGUCUACUACAGUCGAGUUGUAGCCAUGGAGGAGAUGGGUCGGGUUUUGUGGAGGCUUGUGGAUGUAUUGUGGUGGUUAUGUUGUUCUUUCCAUUUCUGAAGGGUUUGUUUGAGCAUGGAAAAUACGGUAUCCCAUUGUCUACGCUUUUUAAAGCUGCCUUUUUAACACUUUUAUUUGUUGUUUUCUCGGUGGGAAACUAGUGUGGCGGCGAUAUGGUUUGUUUGUUGUGCAAGUUGCACAAUAGGUGGAAAUCCACUUAGAUCAUUGUUUAUCAAAGGUUUAUUAAUACUCUACACCAGUUCUGGAGUUUGGGUAUCAGGAAAUGCAGUUUUUACAGGUUAAUGGUACAAAUCUUAUCCGAGGUUCAAAUGUAUUGCAGAAAGAGCCAUCAAUAAAUCCACAAAACUUAGAAGUCAUUUAUGUUUUAGUAUCUAUAAUUUUAAUAUCUACGAAAUUGAAAAUAAAUAUUUUAUACUUUGUUCUAUGAAAAUUGUAAUACAUUUACCUGUGUUCUAAGAAUGUUAAAAGACAUAUUCUUAA